Molecule: messenger RNA, 4074 nt
Organism: Macrosteles quadrilineatus (aster leafhopper)
Lineage: Eukaryota; Metazoa; Arthropoda; Insecta; Hemiptera; Cicadellidae
Exons: 1
Coding region: 1-4074 (1357 amino acids)
Biological process (GO): telomere maintenance; DNA repair
Molecular function (GO): DNA helicase activity
Source: RefSeq, a predicted model, not a curated record
AUGCCUGUACAGCGAGGCAUUUUGAGAAGGAGAAGACCGGCAGGAAUGCUUCUAAUUUUUCCCUGUGUUUGCCACAAGGGUAAAGUAUCUUUGCCACCAUUUAUACCGUCACAAUUCAUUCAAGAGCUAAUCGAAAACAUUCAUCAUCCGAAUGCUUCUAUUCGCAAGAAAUCACAAAAUUACCUCAAACACAUUCGCUCUUAUAACGCUGCUCUUGCCAUGAUCAGCUCUGAAGCUAAACUAGACGAAUCCUUAACAAACGGUGUCUACAACUUCAAAAUCCACGAUACGUUCUAUCACCGCGUCGGCACUCUUGCACCAUCACCUGGGCAAACUGCUAAGUAUGCACAAAUUUACAUUUACGAUGUUGACACUGCCAUUCAGCAACGAAUGCGAAUGCCUGCCAACCAAAAGUGUGAUGAAGCCUUGAUGAGAGAGUUGACAUCGUAUCUUGAAAAUGUAAACCCUUUCGUUCAGUCAUUCAAAACUAUGGCAGAAUUAAGUCGGGACGAAAAUGAUGGCGUAGAAACUGACAUCUGUAUGUUCAUGAAGAGAGACCGAAACGACGAUCAUAGAAGAUUCAACGAUGCCGUUCAAACUGAUGUGGCAGCUAUAUUUAAAGCUGUAGAUGGUGCACCACCUGGCGAGCGCAACCUUAUCAUAUGGCACAAGUCUCAUGGCGUUCGAAGAGUUUCCGUUUUGGAGCCAUCCCUUGACCCACUGGCUUAUCCAUUGUUGUUCCCCCAUGGCGAUUCUGGAUGGCACAUUGACUUGACUUACGAUGCCGCCCAUCAAACAGCUGUUCGUCAAAAGCUAACCAUGUUACAAUAUGCAUCAUACCGUCUUGCAAUUCGCGAACCAUUCAGCAUUUUGCACCGUUCACAAAAGCUUUAUCUGCAAUGGUUGGUGGAUAUGUAUGUCAGGAUAGAAGGCACACGACUAGAGUUCAUUCGGAAGCAACAGUCACAAUUACGAGCUGAUCUCUACCUCAACAUAACCGACUUUGUCAAUAGAAGGGCAGGAGAAGAAAAUGUUCAAAUCGGCCGCCAAGUCAUUUUGCCGUCAUCUUUCAUCGGCUCACAACGUAAUAUGAAUCAAAACUACUUAGAUGCAAUGGCAAUAGUGCAAAAAUUUGGGAAGCCAUCGUUAUUCGUCACCAUGACAUGCAACCCGAAGUGGCCUGAAAUCAUUGACAACUUAACAAUUGGCGAGUCGGUACAUUACCGUCCAGACUUAGUCGUCCGCGUCUUUCAUUGUAAACUGAAUGAACUUAUUGACAACAUUACGAAAGAUCAAAUUUUUGGCAAAGUGGCUGCUCUGAUUUAUACAAUUGAGUUCCAAAAGCGUGGACUCCCGCACGCCCAUAUCCUCAUCACUUUAGACGAAGAAGAUCGUAUCCGCGAGGUGGAUGUUAUCGACAAGUAUGUGUCUGCAGAAAUACCUGAUAUUGAGCUACAUCCCUCUCUUCAUGACAAAGUUAAAAGCCAUAUGAUACACGGUCCAUGCGGCUCUCUAAACCCGAAUUCAGUUUGUAUGAGAGAUGGCCAGUGCAGCAAGAAGUUCCCAAAAGAAUUUUCCGAGUCAACGCAAGAGAACCACAAUGGGUACGCAACAUAUAGAAGACGUGAUACAGGCGUUACUGUUGAUGUUCGUGGUCAGAGUGUUGACAACCGCUUUGUUGUACCUUAUAACCCUUUUCUCCUGCAAAAGUUCAACUGCCAUAUCAACACUGAAGUUUGCAGCUCUGUAAGGUCAAUCAAAUAUGUGUAUAAAUAUAUAUACAAGGGUUACGAUUGCGCCAACGUACAGUUCAGUCGUGACGACCAAGCGCAGAUCGUAUAUGAUGAAAUUGACUCUUUCGUCAGUUGUCGUUAUGUGGGAUCUACAGAGGCCACUUGGCGCAUUUUCGAAUACGAGAUGCAUCACCAAUCUCACAAAAUUGAACGUCUUGAUUGUCACUUACCGCAACAACAAACUGUAUACUUUCAAAACGGCAACGAAGCUGCCGCAGCAGCAAAUCCAAAGCAAACAAAACUAGAGGCAUUUUUCAGACUUAACCAACAAGAUUCUGAUGCUAACAAUUUACUCUACAUUGAAAUUCCGCAAAAUUACACAUGGGACUCUACCAAGAAAGAAUGGCGUAAACGGCAGCGUGGUGGACAAAAGGUCGUAACGCGCCUUUAUAAUGUGUCGCCAAAGAAUGUUGAACUUUUUAAUUUACGUCUCCUGCUACUACAUGUCAAAGGUGCGAAGGGUUUUGAAGAUAUUCUUACAGUUGAUGGCAUACUUCACGAAACAUUCUUGGCCGCCGCUAACGCAAGAGGUAUUGUGUGUAAUGACGACCAGUGGCAAGACACUAUUGCCGAAGCGACAACAUCGCAGUCUCCCAGACAGUUGCGUCAACUUUUUGGAGUUAUUUGUGGUAUUAAUAUACCCGCAAAUUGCAACGCACUAUGGGAACAGUUCAAAGACCAUCUGUGUGAAGACUUACUUUGUGAUAUGUGCUCUGAAGCAGCGUAUAAUUUGGGUCUUCUUGAAAUUGAGGAUAUAUUGAUCACUCACAACACAAGUUGUGCUGAGUUAGGGCUUCCAAUUCCGAACUGUCAGUCAACAAACAUAGAUAGUUACGACGUAAUGGAACAAGGCGAGUGCUUCAAUCAUAUGUUCAACAUGGCCAAUGACGAACAAAAAGCAAUCAUUACAGAAGUUAUUGGUGCUAUUGAAAAAGGACAAGGCGAAAAGGUGCUCUGUCUCACUGCGCACGCUGGCUGUGGAAAGACGUAUGUGCAAAAGACAUUGCUGUUUUAUUUACGUUCAAAAUGUCUUGACUGUCUACCGUGCGCAUUCAGUGGCAUAGCGGCAAGCUUGCUGGUGGGAGGCAGAACAUUACACAAUCAGUUCAAAUUGCCUAUUCCUGUCACUGAGUCAUCGGUAUCAUCUAUCAAAGCUAAUAGUGCUGUUGCCAAUAGAAUCAGGAGUUCAGCAUUGAUUAUAAUCGAUGAAAUCUCAAUGUGUCCGAUUUACGCGUUGAAAGCAAUCGACCGUUUGUUACGUGACCUAUCAGUUCCCGAAAAUCGCGAAAAAAUGUUCGGAGGCAAAGCCGUUCUCCUAUGCGGGGACUUUAGGCAGACGCUCCCUGUUGUACCCCACGCUGGGCAAACAGCUACAACUGAGCUAUGUGUGAAAUCUUUAGAAGAGUGGCCACGAAUCAAACAGCUCACGCUUACGCAAAACAUGAUUGCGCUGCCAUCUGAGCUUGACUUUAUAAGCUUCCUCAAACAAAUUGGCGAUGGGACAUAUCCAAUUCAUUCUGAUCUCGGCGAUGAUAUAAUUGAACUUCCUCAGAACGUUAUCUGCUCAGGAGAUAUUAUUGACGAAGUAUACAAUGACUUUGACAGCAUUAUAACAAGCAACACUAUAACAGACCGAGCAAUCCUCUCUACGAAAAACGAAUUCUGCCAUUCUGUAAACGAAAAGAUAAUGUCAAGGAUGCCCAGAGAGUUCACGACUUAUUACAGUUUUGACAAGAUUGUAACUGAUGACGUUUCGGAGACACUGAAUUUCCCAACCGAAUUCCUCAAUAGCAUUGAAUUGAGCGGAUUACCUCCUCAUAAAUUAAAACUUAAAGUCAACGCGGUCGUCAUGCUCAUAAGAAAUUUAGACACUGCUAAAGCACUGAUUAAUGGUACCCGAUUGAGAGUGAAGCAUUUAUAUCCACUCACUAUCGACGUGGAAGUUCUAACCGGAACGUCUUCGGGAAAUCGAUUUCUCAUACCAAGAAUCCAUUUACGUCCUUCUGAUGCAGCCCUCCCCUUUGCCAUGCAACGCACGCAGUUCCCAAUCAUACCUGCGUUUGCUAUGACAGUCAACAAAUCACAAGGACAGAGCAUUGGCAAAGUUGGAAUAAUACUUGAAGAGCCUGUCUUUGGCCAUGGACAGCUGUAUGUAGCCUGCAGCCGUGCACGAUCGUUUGAAGGGCUGAAAUUCAUGGUCCGUGACACAGAAAAACAAGGCCGGUUGAGAGGUGAUGAUCGAGUGUUCACUCGGAAUAUAGUAUUUAAAAAUGUAGUAUAA